Molecule: messenger RNA, 2883 nt
Organism: Dipodomys ordii (Ord's kangaroo rat)
Lineage: Eukaryota; Metazoa; Chordata; Mammalia; Rodentia; Heteromyidae
Gene: Plod1
Product: procollagen-lysine, 2-oxoglutarate 5-dioxygenase 1
Exons: 19
Biological process (GO): peptidyl-lysine hydroxylation
Cellular component (GO): endoplasmic reticulum
Molecular function (GO): L-ascorbic acid binding; iron ion binding; procollagen-lysine 5-dioxygenase activity
Source: RefSeq, a predicted model, not a curated record
AUGUGGGUCCCCUCCACCCCAGACCAACCCAGGAGAGAAACCGCAGCUGCCCAUGAUGAAACCCAGACAGAUAACCUUUUAGUUCUCACCGUGGCUACCAAGGAGACGGAGGGCUUUCGUCGCUUCAAGCGCUCGGCCCAGUUCUUUAACUACAAGAUCCAGGCUCUGGGCUUGGGGGAGGACUGGAAUGUGGAGAAAACGUCAGCAGGUGGUGGGCAGAAGGUUCGGCUGCUGAAGAAAGCUCUGGAGAAACUUGCAGACAAGAAGGACCUGGUCAUUCUCUUCACAGACAGCUAUGAUGUGGUCUUUGCUUCGGGGCCACGGGAGCUCCUGAAAAAGUUCCGGCAGGCCAAGAGCCAGGUGGUGUUCUCUGCUGAGGAACUCAUCUACCCAGAUCGUAGGCUGGAGGUCAAGUACCCGGUGGCCCCUGAUGGCAAGAGGUUCCUGGGCUCUGGAGGCUUCAUUGGUUAUGCCCCUAACCUCAGCAAAAUGGUGGCUGAAUGGGAUGGCCAGGACAGUGACAGUGACCAGCUCUUCUAUACCAAGAUCUUCUUGGACUCAGAGAAGAGGGAGCAGAUCAAUAUCACCCUGGACCACCGCUGCCGGAUCUUCCAGAACCUGGACGGGGCCUUGGAUGAAGUGGUACUCAAGUUUGAAAUGGGCCACGUGAGAGCACGGAACCUGGCCUACGACACUCUCCCAGUCCUGAUCCAUGGCAACGGGCCCACCAAGCUACAGCUGAACUACCUGGGCAACUACAUCCCACGCUUCUGGACCUUCGAGACAGGCUGCACCGUGUGUGAGGAGGGUCUGCGCAGCCUCAGGGGCAUUGGGGAUGAAGCCCUGCCCGUGGUCCUGGUCGGUGUGUUCAUUGAGCAGCCCACGCCGUUCCUGUCCCUGUUUUUCCAGCGGCUCCUGCGACUCCACUACCCUCGGAAACAGAUGCGGCUUUUCAUUCACAACCACGAGAAGCACCACAGGGCCCAGGUGGAGCAGUUCCUGGCAGAGCAUGGGGGCGAGUACCAGUCUGUGAAACUGGUGGGUCCCGAGGUGCGGAUGGCAAACGCGGACGCCAGGAACAUGGGCGCAGACCUCUGCCGCCAGGACCUGGCCUGCACCUACUACUUCAGCGUGGAUGCCGACGUGGCCCUGACAGAGGCAGACAGCCUGAGGCUGCUGAUUGAGCAGAACAAGAAUGUCAUCGCCCCACUCUUAACCCGCCAUGGGAGACUCUGGUCCAACUUCUGGGGGGCAUUGAGUGCAGACGGCUACUAUGCCCGCUCUGAGGACUACGUGGACAUCGUGCAGGGCCGAAGAGUCGGGGUAUGGAAUGUGCCCUACAUCUCCAACAUCUACCUGAUCAAGGGCAGUGCCCUGCGGGCCGAGCUGCAGCACAGAGACCUGUUUCACCAUAGCAAGCUGGACGCCGACAUGGCCUUCUGUGCCAACAUCCGGCAGCAGGAAGUGUUCAUGUUCCUGACCAACCGGCAUCCUUUCGGCCAUCUCCUCUCGCUGGAUAACUACCAGACCACCCAUCUGCACAACGAUCUUUGGGAGGUGUUCAGCAACCCUGAGGACUGGAAGGAAAAGUACAUCCAUGAGAAUUACACCAAGGCCUUGGAGGGGAAGCUGGUGGAGACGCCCUGCCCAGACGUCUACUGGUUCCCCAUCUUCACGGAGGCGGCCUGUGAUGAGCUGGUGGAAGAGAUGGAGCACUAUGGCCAGUGGUCCCUGGGCGACAACAAGGUACACCCCCGCCAGACACUGGGAUUUGGGGGCUGCAGGGACACUGCCCACCCACCCCAUGUCACCACUCUAGGUCUUCUAGCUACCCAGACUGGUUUUGAGGAUUAGGUUCAUUCAUUCCUGAUUCCCUCCUUGCCUCUCCUGACUGACCAGGUGCCCCUGUUGCCUGCCCCUACACAGGCCCAGUUUGACUUGGCCUUCGUUGUCCGAUACAAGCCGGAUGAACAGCCCUCCCUGAUGCCACACCAUGACGCCUCCACCUUCACCAUCAAUAUCGCCCUGAACCGGGUCGGGGAGGACUAUGAGGGUGGUGGCUGUCGCUUCCUGCGUUACAACUGCUCCAUCCGAGCCCCACGGAAGGGCUGGGCCCUCAUGCACCCAGGACGGCUCACUCACUACCACGAGGGACUCCCCACCACUCGGGGUACCCGCUACAUCGCCGUGUCCUUUGUGGAUCCCUAACCAGCAGCCUCACUCCCUCGGGCCUUUCUUCUGCAGAUGACCACUGCUCACCAGCUCUGAGGGCCUCGCGGCCCCAGGAGUCUUGGUCCAGCCUUGGGGCUCUUGACUGACAGUUGCUUUCAGAAUUGCCAGAUGGAAGGAUUGGCACAAGCCAGAGAUGGAGCCCCCCUCUGAGGCUGGGAGCCUUUCUGUGGUCUCCUGCCCAGCUUUGGGAGACCAAUCACCUUGAUCCUCCCCAGCUGUCUUCCUGGAACACACACUUCACUUUUUCUGACUCUCUCAUGGGGAGAGACUUGACAGCUCCCAGAACUGUCCAGAGAGACUCCACACAGGCAGAAGUCAGCUGGUGGCAGAACUUCCUGCCACCCCACUGGCUUCUGCUUCCAGCUUCCACAGAGACCCAUGCAAAACCCAGCCCCCUCUGAGCCCAGGACCACCGAGGCCCCUUCUGCCAGGCUCCCAUCACCAAAGCACACUAUUGUCUCCUGGAGACAGUAGCUCAGACUUUUCUCCUGGGGGACAAGAAAAGCAUCCAUGUCCCAGCUCCAUCCUAUACUUGAUCCUUGCUGGGGAGAGGAGUGACCUGUCCACAUUGCACUGGGUGACCCUGUCCCCCUGCCUCUGGAGGAGGGACAGAGACAGGAGAAUUCUAUUAAAGGUCGUUCAAACCACUGA